Symbiodinium pilosum is the source of this 855-nucleotide messenger RNA. The record is from the annotation of a GenBank genome assembly. NCBI's taxonomy places the organism in Eukaryota, Dinophyceae, Suessiales, Symbiodiniaceae.
AUGGGAGUGGGCACCUUCCUGAGCAAGGUUUGUCAUGAACGGUGGCUCUUCCUCAUUAUGCUCUGUGCAGAGGUGGGAACUGCAUUCGCAGCUCGACGAAAGGACCUGGUGAAAUCUGCAGGGAUGCUGCAGAGAGCCAAUGAACUGUUUGCAGACCUCAAGGAGUAUCCCUUCUUCAGCUUUCGCCGCUGGCAGUCGCUGUACGACAUCAACACCAACUCUCACGUCUUUCCAGAGGGCUUCCGCCAGCGGCCUGUAUGGCCCACAAACUCCGUCCCCAUCGCCAUUUGGUUGGAGGAGAACUACCAAAUCUUCCGGCAGGAUCUUGAAACUCGGCUGCAGGACCUGAUCCUGAAUCAGAGCAGCUUUGACUCGCUUUACUUCAUGGGCCAUGUCUCCAUGACGCAGUUCUCAGGCCGUCGUGACUCCUGGGCCCCGCUCAACUUGAUCCACAACCGAGAGCUGGCGCCUCAUGCCUGUGAGGUGGCUAAGAGGAGCUGCGAGCUGCUGGCUGCACGGCCAGAAAUUGCACGCUGCCAUGCGAGGGACGUGGGUGCGGCUUUCGCUCGGCUGCAACCUGGCAUGGGGAUCAAACCGCACCUGUGGAAUGCUCCUCCCAGGCUAGCAGUGCAUCUCGGUCUCAUCACGCCCCCAGGCGCUACCAUGGCCGUGGGAGCUGAGGAGCUUCAUUGGGAGCAGGGCAAGGCUGUGGUCUUCGAUGACACGUAUAUCCACAGCGUCAGGCACGAAGGUGCGGAAGACCGAUACCUGCUUAUCGCAUGGUUUUGCCACCCCUGUGACACUAUGCACGCGGAAGUUCCUCCGGAGAUUUCGGAAAGCUUAUGCUUGCAGUAG